This is a messenger RNA of Epinephelus lanceolatus (giant grouper), 5251 nucleotides long. Its product is annotated as BPTF-associated chromatin complex component 1. The record is from RefSeq and is a predicted model, not a curated record. NCBI's taxonomy places the organism in Eukaryota, Metazoa, Chordata, Actinopteri, Perciformes, Serranidae. Gene Ontology annotation, cellular component: NURF complex; MLL1 complex.
CAUGGGGCGCUAUCAUAGAAAACUCGGAGAUUACGAGGAGACGGUGAAGGCGGCACCAGCCUUGCAUUGUAUUCACAGUGUAACCCAUUUGUCUUUAGUGGUAACGUAAACCACCGCAGAUAAAACUUUAAUAGCAGUAUGCAUCAGUCUGUUCAAUUGUUGGACUUCUCCAGGCACUAACACUGAAAGCGGUGGAAUAGCAAAUUUCUAGCUGUGGUGCUACAUCACGAGGAGCACCAAAUGCUAACUUACCUAGCUACGCUAUUAGCAUCUUAGCAGCUGUUCCGUCCACUUGAAGGCAUCAUUGAGUUCUCCUACACAGACUAUAGACAGUUUAUGGUACCACAGAGAGCAGCAACAUGACCUCAGCUUCCACUAAAGUUGGGGAGAUCUUCUCUGCAGCUGGGGCUGCAUUCACCAAACUAGGAGAGCUCACCAUGCAGCUUCACCCAGUGGCAGACUCCAGUCCUGCAGGUUCCCAUCCUCCCUCCAGUGGUCAGACGAAGAGCACAGCGAAGAGGAAGCUGUACGAAGAGGGAGCUCUGCCCACUGCCUCUGAAGGGCCUAAGAAGGUCAUCAAGAAAACCAUCGCUACUGUUGCCAUGGCAGCGCAGGGCACUCCAACCGUCAUCUCUGUACCAACGGCUCAGGUUGUCGUGGCGUCAGGACUACAGGGUUCCUCCAGCCAGCCCAGCAUGAAGAAACAGAAGACUGCAGACGUGACCCUCAGUGCUCUCAACGACUCAGAUGUCAACAGUGAUCUUGUGGACAUCGAGGGACUGGGUGAAGGAUCCAACUCCAAAAAACUCAAUAACUUUGAUCAAGAUAACCUGAACCUGGACUCAAGCCUCAUCAUGAAUCCCAGUGACCUUCCUCUGCUCUCCCGUUGACCUUUCACUUCCAAUGGACAUCAAAUGAUGGAUGAAACUAUGAAAAAAGGAAUCAAGUUGUUGGCAGGCCAGCCAUUAGGAAUCAUGGAUACGGGGACAAAAUUUUCCAAACUGGACCCCUUAUUCACACUCACUCCAGCACCACCAACCCUACCCACCCUUCGCUCUAAUACCAACACAGGCAAUUUCAAAUAAGCUCUCGGCCAUUAGUUUUGUAGUGCAAGAGACAGAGUCUCUAACAACCGUUUCCAAAACCAGUGUUAUAGAUCCAUCAAGACCAUGCUCUGUUCUGUAUUGCCAAUAUGAUUACAAAGCACAAAAGAUCACGUCAGUUAUUUCAAAACACAGAUUUUCUUUCAGAUAAGACUGUGACAGUUAUAUUCUUCCUUUUACUUCAAAACAAAAGUAGAGAAAAAUAUGCCCUCAAAGAUUCAGAGAAGAUUAAAAUGAAUUAUUGAUGAAAUUACUGCAAGGGAUUAACCCGUAAGAUUGAAUCAACAGUGAAAAUAUAAAUUCACUUCUCAUCUGUUACCAUUGCCAAAUUCAGUGUUUAUAAUGUGUUCAUUUAUGCAAUUCCAAGAUAAUAUUUAUAAUAAAAAUUCAAAUAUACCAUUUCAAAAAGGCAUUGCUGCUUUUUCCCUCCCCAAAAUUUAGCCUAACUUUGGAGCAUUAUUUAGCUCCUUCCAGGUAUCAGUAUCUUUACUCUAUCUUUAAAACUAAGCCCGCCACAGCAGGUUUUAUUUUCUAGUCUGCCUUGAUCCUCACCUUUGCCACAUUUAGCCUGUCAUAGAAUAACAAUAAAUUUAUUUUGUAAAUACAUAUAACUUGUAGUGUCAGUGAUAUAAGUCAUUAAGUAAAUUGCUGUACUCUAAGGGUCCACCACAGACCUUUGCAUGUCCCCCCCCUGACAGCGGGCCUGCUUGUUGGCACUAUCAGGAAUAUGUUUGGAUAAAAAAAUUUAACAGCAGUAAUUUGCAAUUUUAGACAAUUUCCUCUUUUCCUCAUUGUCUUUUGCUAUGUAGAAACAUCCAGACAUUCCUAAAAGACUGUAUGCAGUAAGGAAACUGUUCUUACAUUCAUACUUCCUGUGUUUCUUUAAAGAGAAGCCAGGAAAACAAAGACAGAGAAACUUUGGCUAAAUCGACAAGAUAUUAUGCUCCCCCAUCAAGAUGCAGCCCUAUUGCUAAAAGGACAGGGCUUGGGUGAUACCAAGGUAUUAUGGAUACAGGGUAUUUAGAAAGCCUGAAGGUAUGAUUCUCAAUACCAUCAAAAAUAUUUAAUACGUAUUGUAGUGCGCAGCAGGCCCCACCACAGGUUAGUCUUUAGGGGAGGAACAAGCAGCUGAGCUGAAAAAGAUGGCAACUGCAAGUGGUUGGGAUGAUGUUACAGGUCUAGUAAAAACAAAAAAAUGCCUCUGCCCUUGUUUGGGAAUAUAUAACUUUUUUUUUUUUCACUUUUUAGCUAGGACAUGCCAGUUGGUCUGUAUCCUCAAAAAAAUAGCUUACAAUGUAAACAGGACACACAUAUUUUACAUCUGUAUUGUUUCCCCAUAUAAUUGAUGUAUUCAUUAGAAACAUACAGCCUGGUCUUACACAAGUGUUACAGGCGAUCAUAAUGUCGAAAAUUUGGCUUUUGAAUUUCCACUUAUUGACUUUUCAGCAUCAAGACAUAAUCUUUUAAGAGAGAGUCACGAUGCAUCUAAGAAUCCUUUUUUUUCCCCUCUCAACAUCUGGUAAAGAGUGACAUUUUAUUGUAUUUCAUGUUCAGUCUCACUCCAUUUUGCUAAUGAUUGUAUUAGCAGGUGUUAGGCCUCAGUUAAGGGCUGUGGCUGACCCUAGAUUUGCGAAAAUCUUGCAGGCUGCUUCAAAAAAUUCUUGUCUUGUGGUUUUAUGGUGUGACAAUACUGUGUUGAAGGUUUGGUUAGGUUUUAGGCACAAAAAAACACUUGGUUAGGGUUAGGGAAAGAUCGUGGUUUGAGUUCAAAUGAAACUUGGAACAUGAAAUCUGGUGAAUCUGAGGCUACCAUCAAGACACGACCUCAGUUUAGGUCAAACAUGAUGUAGUAAUUAGAGUUUUUAGAAGGACAAAGACAUGUUGGAAUCCUGUCUGAGUGAUUGGUUCCAGUAUAUUUUCAAUGUGAAUUGUCUAAAUUCCUUCCUUCCUCUCAACUUGGCCAGUAAAACUGUGUUAGAGGUUACAAGAACACAGAGGGUCAGAUCCUACACUCUGCUCCUUUCAUUCUAGUUAAGGUGGAACUAAAUAACCAACAAGAGUAGUUGCUUAUUAUUUUUAAGAGCUGGUAUCUUGUGAUAACAUAUCUCCUUACCUUGAUUAGUACAGUAUACAUUUUUUAGACCCAGAAACACAUUUGAGUAAAAAAUAAAUGUGGGUGACAGUCAGUUUGAGGUUUAUAUUUAAAUGACAACGAUUUAAAUAAUCAAAAAUGAUAAUUUUUUUUAAAAACACCCCUAACUCAAGAUCCACUUACUAGAUUUCUUCUCAGCUUUCAACCACAUCCUAGUCUUAAUCAGUAGAUAAGGUUUGCCCAGUUGUUCAACAAAUUUCUUCCAUUAAUGAGGACUGGGAGAUACAGUUGAACACUUUAGGAAACGCUUGAAAGUGGACCAGUUUUUAAAAUUAAAGGAAUAGGAAUAUCGACCAUUGAUUUUUAAAACAGUUUUCAAAAAUAGGCUUUUCACUUUAUAUCUGAGAGUUAGAUGAGAAGAUCAAUGUCAAUUUCAUGUCUGUGCUUUAAGUACAAGGCUGUUAGCCUAGCUUUGCAAGAAGGCUGGAAGCAGGGGGAAAUGGCUAGCCUGAUUCUGUCUAAAGCUAAAAAAAUAUAUACCUACAAAUGUCCCUGAAGCUCACUGAUUAACAUGUUUUUCAUUUGAUCAGAUGUUAUCAACAUUACUACUGCUGUUGGGUUCUGUACUUAAGAAAUAACCACGUAAAAUAGAGUGGUUAGCAAUUUAGUACUCCUGGUUCCCUUGUCUUAAAGUCAAUGGGUUUCUUGAAUGGGUAUUGGUUAGAUGCCUAAAAUAAGGUCUGUGGUUAAUGUUUGAGAUUUUCACAUUUUGUUCUAAAACAUUAAAUGGGUCUCUUAAAAUUAGUGUCCUAAAAAGGCGGUUGCUAACAAGUGAGUAAAUGAGACUACAGAAUGUCAUGACAUCAAACACAGCUUUACAACCUCAUUGUGGUGUAGUUUAUUUAUAGCCUAACAACACCAUUUUACUCGUGGCAACUGCAUGUAGGCUUCAAAAAUCAUAAAAGUGGUGUUCACAUGUGAAAACUAUCCUGCCGAACAAGAUGCUUAAGUAUCAUAAACUUUUGUUUGCCACAGAACUUGUUUUCAGCAAUAAUGUAAAAUCCAAUGGAAAAAUCCCAAAGGUUUUUUGACAAAGUAACCAUGGUGAUACUUCUGCUUUGGCUACAAAAAAGUCAUCCUUGCAACACUCUAUAAUAAUAACUGUAAUGUUCACAAAUACUUUGAAAUAUAGUCAUAGAUUUCAUAUCAUGAUUAAUCCAUCUAUCUGAACGUAAAGUUCUGCUGGUUUUUAUCCUACAAUAUUUUCAUAGCAACAGCAAUACUAAAACCCAUAUUUAAACCAGAUUUGCAUACAAAACUUAAUUUUAGAAGCUGAAAUGCCAUGACAAGUAAUUUGUUUGUUUCUUCUGUCAAUGUAUAUACAAUUUACUGUAAAGUGUUGGCUCUGUUUUUGCCCAUUGUAGCAUUUAACAUCAUGUAUACUUGACAUUACUGCAGAGCUCAUUCCAAAGCAUGUGGUUUUAUAUUUUCUGUGAUUUUUCACUUUUGAGGCAGCCAUUAGAUUCUGUUCAUUUCAGAACAAUCUGAAAGAAGAAAAUAACGUACAUUCCUUCAUUUAGUUUACUGAAGAGCCCUGUGACAAAUGAGUACAUUGCAUCCCCUGAUGAAGACCUUAAGAUUCAGUUGAAAGCCCUAGUAAAGCUAGUAAUAUCUGCUGAGAUUUAAGUAAAGUGGGAUAUUAUUUAGACACCUCACUAUGUCUAAAUGAGAAUUUAUAGACUAUUCAUAUUUGUCACGCAGCAUUGUUGUUUAAUGACGAAUCAAUCACUCUGGUAAAUCAUCCAUCUUGAACUUAAAUGAAGUGAAACCAGUGGCUAUGUGGAAAAUCACAUGGAAUAAUCAAAUAAUAUGGUAUGUCUUUAAAUAAGUCAGCAGUAAUGUAUAGUAUAGGUUAGUUUUUUAAAACAUGCACAAAAAAAAGUGUGCAAAGAUCCACGUUGAAGUGGACCACUGUAGUUAAAUAAAUGCCCUUUAGGAGGGUGUGACUGUGUCAAAAAUGUACAUGUGAUUUAAUAAAAACAAUUUGUAAAUUGUA